Molecule: messenger RNA, 3613 nt
Organism: Lytechinus variegatus (green sea urchin)
Lineage: Eukaryota; Metazoa; Echinodermata; Echinoidea; Temnopleuroida; Toxopneustidae
Product: rRNA N6-adenosine-methyltransferase ZCCHC4-like
Exons: 11
Coding region: 130-2082 (650 amino acids)
Biological process (GO): rRNA methylation
Cellular component (GO): nucleolus; cytoplasm
Molecular function (GO): rRNA (adenine-N6-)-methyltransferase activity
Source: RefSeq, a predicted model, not a curated record
AUAGCUGCGCGCUUGAACUGUUGACUCCGAAGUUGACUCUCUCUUUUAAAUGGGUCUUUUUGCAUGAUAACCCUCGUAAUAGUACGCCAGAUAAAGUGAGGAAUAUCAUUCGAACUAUAUAAGGAGGACAUGAUGUGUGCCGUAGUAUCGCCGAGUUAUUGUGGAGUAGAUGUGUGCGUAGAUGAAGAUGUGUUGAAUAAUGCACCUCACUGCCCCCACGGACCAACUCUUCUGUUUGAGCGAUUCACACCAGGAAAGGACACAAGCCAACGUUACUAUGCCUGCUCAGCCUGUCGGGAUAGGAAGGAUUGUGGAUUCUUUCAGCUCCACACCAAUGCUGAGAUCAUCUCGGACUUCAAGAAACAGAUGAGAGAAGAGUACAACCGCUCCAGACAACCCUGGAAGCGACAGGAAGAUUUCUACCAGAGAUUCAUCACAACAGAGAGUCUUGAUGAGAAUGAGAGAAUGUUCUGCUAUGAUUGUCAGCUGCUUGUUCUACCAGAUGAACUGCCGACUCACAGAAAACAUCGCACCAAGAAGGGCAUCACCCAGACAGACUUAGCAAGACCCAGCUACCUGAUGGAAGCCAUUGAAAACAAUAAAACUAAUGCUCAAUACCUAUUUUCAACCAAAUCAGUGAAAUUCCUCGUCCAGACACUAAGAAUUCUUGGCUUUAAGAGGGUACUUUGUGUUGGUGUUCCAAGGUUGCAUGAAGUCAUCACUCAGAAUAGUUCUUCUGGUUUGGAGAGUCUACUACUUGAUAUUGAUCAUAGAUUUGGUCAAUUUUACCCACCCUCUCAGUUUUGCCGAUACAACAUGUUCAACCAUUACUUCCUGGAUGGUCCAACAAGUCAGGAGAGAUGCAGGGAGUUCCUUCGAAGGGACGACGGUGAAGGUGUCGUCAUGGUAACGGAUCCACCCUUUGGAGGCAUGGUGGAUGCUCUGGCAUCCGGGGUGAGGUGGAUCAUGGAAAUGUGGAGGUCAAAUGUUACACAUGUUGGACGAGCUCUACCCGUAAUGUGGAUAUUUCCCUAUUUCUUGGAACACAGGAUCAAAGAGAGCAUUGAAGGAUUAAAAAUGCUUGAUUAUAAGGUGGAUUACGAUAACCAUCCUCUGUUUAAAGGAGGACCGGACGCCAAAAAGAAAGGAUCACCAGUCAGGAUCUUUACGAACCUUGAUCCAGCUAAAAUAGAAUUACCAACAUCUGAAGGAUACAGAUUCUGUAAGGAAUGCCACCGGUACGUAGCUGCUGAAAAUGUUCACUGUUCCAAGUGUCAAGAGUGCCCUUCUAAAAAUGGUACCACAUAUGUCCACUGUGAGAUCUGCAACAAAUGUGUCAAACCAUCUUUCAGCCACUGUACCAAGUGCAACAUGUGUGAGCUGCCAACUCAUAACUGUGAAAAGGUCCAAGGUGGUUGCCACGUGUGUGGGGCACUAGACCAUAAGAGGAAAGAUUGCCCCAAGAGAGUAUCAUCAAAGAAAAGGUCAUAUGAGGAGGCUGUGAGCAGUGAUGCCAGCAAGCUGUUAACCUGGCCAAAGCGUAAGAAAAAGGCUUCUGCACUGUCCUCAGUUCUCCGUCAAUUCAGACCCGUAGAAGAACAGGCUUUUGGGACACCACAGGCAGCAGCUCUUCUGAACACCAGCAAAAACCCAGAUGAGACUGUAGUCCGGUCUCCAGGAUCGUUAGGAAGCCCAUGUCUCAGUACUACACGAUCAUCUAUACUGCAGUCGACACCCAUUGUACAAAACACCAUAAGCUCUGGUGAUACUGGUGGAAGGACAGUUCAACCUAAUGGUUCUUUCAAGGAAUCGCCAUGUCUGUCCAGAGUUGAUGGUAAUGACAACAUCCUUGAAGGGUCCAUCAAUGGAUCAGGUUAUAGCACAGGGAGCAGUGUGGAUGGGAGCCCUCAUAGUUUAAGAAUGGGACAGUCUAUGCCAAGCCUGAGUGGUAUCGGAUUAAAGGAGAUGAGGAAAGAAAAGGUUGGUGGAAAGCAAAUGUCCAAGCUGAAGAAUAAAAAGAAGAAGCUGAUGGAGAGGAUUGAGAAGAUGCGUAUGAAAAGAAAGAUUAGAUUAAAACUGUAAAUCUAAGAUAUAUUUCAUCAAUGAUUUGAUAUGAAAGCAAUUAUCACUGCCUCCAUCUACAACUAAGCAGGUGCCUGCUUUGUAUGGAACUUACAGAUAGCGUAACGUUGCAAUCAUGGUACAUGUAACUACCAUAGUCACUGCUAUUGUAAUAUGGCUCAGCAGCUUAUGGAAUCAAGGUUCCAAGGUAGUGGCAAAGUUACUUUAAUCGUAGGUUUACAGGAAAUGGGGCCCUUGACAGACCAAUAUUUUUUGCUACUGUGUUGACAAUUCUGUUAAAUAUUGAAUAAAAAUUGAUUAUUACAUUAAAGCUAUUGCAAAUCAUUACAGAAAUGUAACUAAUCACAAAUAUUGUAUUAAUUUGUGUUGCAUGGUCCUGAAGCCUACUAAUUUAGCAAUGAAAAUAGCAAGUUGGUACACAGCUGUUAAUGAUUAAUUCGUCAAACAAGUAUAUGCAACCCUAUUUCCAAAUGAUAUAUUUUUUCGGAAAGGGAAGGUAUAGUAUCUGUAAACGCCAGCAAGGAAUUUUAUUUGAUUUCUGAAAAGUACAUAUUACACCAUAUGCUUCAGACCUUUACAUUCUGCAUUCCAUCUUGUAUUCUAGAAAUACAAAGCCAAGGGGACAUUACCCCUCUGACAUUGUUGAAACUUUUAGGUAAGAUUUCAUUAUAUACCAUUCUGUUGCAAAAUUUUACAGCUUUCAGUGUUCAAAUAGUUUCUGCAAUUCCAGAAGUAGUGAUUUUGUGUAAUUACAUGUAACUUAUCUAUGUGUGGUUGGAAUGGAAGUAGCAUUUUUUAAUGGAUUUAUGUAUUCAUUAUCUGUUUGAAAUAUGUAGUCCUAUGAUACAGAAGUGAAAAUACGAUGUGUGAACAUUUAGAUUACCAAAGUCAUCGAUUAAAAGCUUUAUAGUGCAAAAAAGUAUUUAUAACACAUAAGAUAUUUGUGUAGCCAUAGUGUAUGAUGUAUGAGAGCAAAGGAUAAGUGCCAUAUAAAUUAUAUCAAUCAAUUUCAAGUCAAGUGUUGAACUCCUGCCUCAAAUUAGUGUUUUGGAGUUAAUUCACAGUAUGAAAAAAUCUUUUGACCACCCAAAUUUGUUUUGGUAGAAAGUUAAUACUAUUUGUUGCUAUUUCACACAGACAAAGUUAAGUGUUACUUAAGUCAUGCUAGCACAUUUGAUAUCUCGUCAUGUUGAUGCAAGAAAGCCCGUAGCAAAACAUUUCUGUGCACCGCAUCAGUACAGAUAUGCACUUACAUUGUGCAAUAUUCGUGUGGCUUAGGGUGCUUUCGCACGCAUGCAUUGCAUGAAAUUGUGGUGUUAAAGGCGUUCUUGCACCGACACGACAAUCUAAUACCUAAUCUCAUCGAUGAAUGCAAGGUACCAUGGAUAAUCUGAUGAUGAUGAUCUAACCAAUGUGGUGAUGUGUUUUAGUCACAUAUGUCUCUGAAACGAUGCCCAGGGGACCGUUUCAUCAACAUUUUUGUCUGACAAGUUUUCAGACCUAACAUCUUUCCUUGAUUCUGAUUGGCUGA